AUGCUCCUGGGGAUCCUCGUGGUGCUCUUCUUCAUCCCCACUGCUGAUGUAACAGAAAACAAGAUUUUAGUGGCUCAGCAUCCUUUGCUCGUUGUAAGUAACCAAACUGCAACUCUAGUUUGCAACUACACAUACAAUGGGACAGGGAAGGAAUUUCGAGCUUCGCUACACAAAGGAACGGACAGUUCAGUUGAAGUUUGCUUUAUUUCAUGGAACGUAACCAAUAUUAGGAGCAAUUCGACUAAAGAAUUCAACUGCCAGGGGGAUCAUGAUAAAGACAAAGUCAUCUUCAAUCUUUGGAACAUGAAUGCCAACCAAACUGACAUCUACUUCUGCAAAAUUGAGGUCAUGUAUCCACCCCCAUACGUCUACAAUGAGAAGAGCAAUGGGACUGUCAUUCAUGUGAAAGAGACACCCAUCCAAAUACAAGAGCCUCAGUCUACAAUUCCUUUGUGGAUUCUGGCAACAGUGACUGGAAUUCUUGCACUCUACAGUAUGCUAAUAACAGCAGGUUUUUUUAACUAUUGGCAGAAAUCCAAGAAGCGUCUGUACCACCAGAGUGACUACAUGAACAUGACUCCCCGGCACCCUCCGUACAAGAACAAGGGUUACCCAUCCUAUGCACCAACGCGGGACUACACCGCCUAUCGCUCCUGGCAGCCCUGAUCCCACAGGAGCCUCGUGUGCUUCCAGGCAGACACGUGCUCUGGGGCAUGGAAGGAAGGACAGCCUCUCACCUUCUCAUCCUCUUUGUUGCUGUUGAUUACAGACACCUACACCUAGCAAGUGUUAACUAAACUUUGAUCAUUAAAAGAAAAUCCAGACCAACAAGCCAAUAUAAAAAGGGGGGGCGGAAAGGGGGAAGUAAAAAAAAGAAUUUUUCUCCAUGAUGGCUGAAAAUGAGG
Molecule: messenger RNA, 905 nt
Organism: Zonotrichia albicollis (white-throated sparrow)
Lineage: Eukaryota; Metazoa; Chordata; Aves; Passeriformes; Passerellidae
Gene: CD28
Product: CD28 molecule
Biological process (GO): positive regulation of T cell proliferation; T cell activation; T cell receptor signaling pathway
Cellular component (GO): external side of plasma membrane; membrane
Source: RefSeq, a predicted model, not a curated record